AUGGGUGCUUUUAUGUUUCUGUUCUUGAUCGCCGUGGUGGCCGUCGUCUACUAUCUGUACGUCAAUGGGCAUUUGGCUUGCUGCCAGAACAAUCAGUCGAAAAUCAGGGCGCCGGCGGACCGCGACCAGAAGGCAAACAGCCGUGACCCGAAUUACCAGACGCUCGCCCAGGUCAACGACAAUGUAUUCGACAACAGCAAGAAGAAGAAGAAA
This is a messenger RNA of Mesorhabditis spiculigera, 213 nucleotides long. Lineage: Eukaryota; Metazoa; Nematoda; Chromadorea; Rhabditida; Rhabditidae. The record is from the annotation of a GenBank genome assembly.